AUGAGAACACAUACUGGCGAGAAACCCUACAUAUGUGAAGUUUGUAAUAAGUCAUUUAGUAGAAAGGAUUCUUUAACAACACAUCUGAGAACACACGCUGGAGAGAAACCCUAUACAUGUGAAGUUUGUGGGACCUCAUUUAGUCAAAAAAGCAAUUUAACAGCACAUAUGAGAAUACAUACGGGAGAGAAACCUUAUAUAUGUGAAGUUUGUAAUAAACCAUUUAGUCAUAAAAGUAAUUUAACUGUACAUAUGAGAACGCAUACACGAGAGAAACCCUAUACAUGUGAAGUUUGUAAUGUGUCAUUUCGUCAAAAAGCUCAUUUAAAACAACAUGAAAAGACUCACAAGGACUGUUGA
Lottia gigantea (owl limpet) is the source of this 360-nucleotide messenger RNA. RefSeq lists its product as hypothetical. Gene Ontology annotation, molecular function: DNA-binding transcription factor activity, RNA polymerase II-specific; RNA polymerase II cis-regulatory region sequence-specific DNA binding. The transcript has a single exon. Gene Ontology annotation, biological process: central nervous system development; regulation of transcription by RNA polymerase II. The record is from RefSeq and is a predicted model, not a curated record. Bases 1 to 360 code for a protein of 119 amino acids. Gene Ontology annotation, cellular component: nucleus. NCBI's taxonomy places the organism in Eukaryota, Metazoa, Mollusca, Gastropoda, Lottiidae.